UUCAUAAGCUUCAAACAGUCAUUUACUACAAAUGUCAAUUACUUAAAACGAAGAUUUUCCUCCGGGGAUCUAUCCUCGGAGUUGGAAGAUGGGCCUGAUGGACCCGAACCCACUGGACCUACACCCCCUCCACAGGCGCAGCCCCCCACCCAGGCCCCGCCAGGGUCGGUGUCCACCGGGGGGCCCCCCAACUCAGGAGACCUCUCUUUGAACCUUUCCAAGCAGAGCUCCCGCACUACCAGUGCACCCUCCAGCCCUGCCAAGACUAGAGAGUCUCUACUGCAGAGAGUGCAGAGUCUCACCGGUGUCGCCAGAGACCAGGGUGCCUCACUUAUUGGAGCUGCUGUGACAGGAGCAACUGGUAGACCUGUUUUCAACAAAGAUCGCUGUUUCACUCUCUUAGUCAUCGAUGAUCAAAAUACUGACUGGUCGAAGUAUUUCCGAGGACGUCGGCUCCAUGGAGACUUUGACAUCCGAGUGGAGCAGGCAGAGUUCAAGGAGUUGUCAGUUACAGCGAGUAGUGAGACAGGGACAACUGUCAGCAUGGGAGUCUACCGCAAUGGCACCAAGGUCGUUAGAUCAUUUAAACCAGAUUUUGUUUUAAUCCGUCAAAAUCUAAGAGAUGCUGGAGAAGACAAUAAAAAUCUACUUUUGGGGUUCAAAUUUGGAGGAGUUCCCAGUAUAAACUCACUUCAUGCUGUCUACAACUUUCAGGACAAACCUUGGGUGUUCGCUCACUUGCUUCAAAUUCAAAGACGCCUUGGAAAAGAAAAUUUUCCCUUGAUUGAUCAAACCUACUACCCCAACUUUAGGGAAAUGUUAAGUGCACCUCGAUUCCCAGUAGUGUUCAAGAUCGGCCACGCCCACAGCGGACUCGGCAAAGUAAAAGUGGAGAACAACGCAGACUUCCAGGACAUGGCAUCGGUGGUGGCGGUGGCGAACACAUACUGCACCACAGAGCCUUACGUAGACAGCAAGUAUGACAUCCAUGUGCAGAAAAUUGGGGACAACUACAAAUCUUUUAUGAGGAAGUCAAUAUCGGGUAACUGGAAAACGAACACGGGCUCAGCAAUGUUGGAGCAGAUUCAGAUGCCAGAAAGAUACAAGAUGUGGUUAGACGAAGUGGCUGCGAUGUUUGGAGGUCUAGACAUUUGUGCCCUGGAGAUGAUCGUAGCGAGGGAUGGCAGGGAAUACAUCAUCGAGGUCAACGAUAGCGCUUUAUCUUUGAUGGGAGACACUCAAGAAGAAGACAGAAGGCAUAUUGCUGACUUGGUCACUCAGAGAAUGCAGCAAUACUGUCGACCUUCAACUCUGACAAAAACAGCAUCUCGCACAUCAAUGUCCAGCAUGCAAAGUGGAUCUAUGGGUGGAUCCAUGGGUGGUUCAAUGGUCGGUUCUAUGGGUGGUUCUAUGAGUGGAUCUAUGGUGGGCAGCACGGUGGGUGGAGCCCCGCCGGCUCCCGGCUCUCCUACCAGUGAGGAGCGGAGUGCCUUGGCGGACCUUCCCGCCUCCGGCACCAGCCCACAGCCCAGACGAGACUCCCAAGCGUCACAGAGCAGCACAAUGAGCAGUGUCAGUCAGCAGUCGUCCCGACGGCCCGAGGACGCCGCUCAGGCGCAACGAGCAUCAUUCGGACGCCAGGGCUCUACGACCGGCAGUGUCACCGGAGAGGACACGGAAGACACCAUGAAGAAUCUGAGGAAAACAUUCGCUGGCAUAUUCGGUGAUAUGUAAAUAAGCUUGGAUUGGUUAUUAUUAUAAAUGUUAUGAAUGUAAAGUAUUAUAAUAAGUUAGCUUAUAUGUAUAGGAAUCUGUUGAUAUUUUCUUAACGCUGUGAUAAUUUUUCGUAUACUUGUCUGUUUGAUAGGCACAUUUAUGUUGAUCUUUAUGUAAGUUCUAAAACUGUAAAGUGAUGUGGUAGUGGUUUGGCUUGUUCAAUUAAAUGUUAGUUAAAAUGUAUUAAUGUCUUUCUUUUAGAUGAUUCUGUUUUAAAGUAAUUCAAUCGGUUAUUUCAAAACAGACAAUAGCUACCAGUAAAUGAGUUGCUUUGUUUUGUCUCGUAAUUUUUAUUUCACCAAGUUCUCUAUUUUAUGCGUUACGUAGCAAUGUGCUUUACUCAUUAACACCUUAAAAGUAUUUAUUUAACUAGCUUUUAAUUGUGUUAUUAUUUAUUUAUCAUGUCUUUACUACCAGUAAUGUUGAUUAUUUGUUUUUUUUCAAAAGCAAAGUUUUACAUUAUGUGUUUUGUUAGUUUCUUGUGUUCUGUAAGUAUGACAAAUGCAUAUUUUCAAACUCAAAAUUAAUACGAUUUGCUUGGUUUCACACACAAAACUUAAAGUGUGUAAGAGAAGCAGUUCACGAUAAAAUUUGUUAUUCUUUUAAUACUGUUAGUAUUGUUGCCGAUAAAACUCAAGAGCAUAGAAAAUUUUAGUGACAAAAUUAUUCAUCCAUCUUAAUCUAACUGAUGAUAGUUAUUUUUAAAAUGUAUGUUUGAAUAAACCCAUAAAGAAACGUAGAUCAAAACUUGGUUUAUGCAAAUUAAUAAAUCAAUUGUGUUAUUUUCGUUCAUUGCGUGAUGUGUUUAAGUCAUAACAUUGAUAAUAAAUAACCAAUGUGUAUUCCGCUGUCUGUAGUAAAUUAUAGAGUUUUUGUUUGGUGUACGCUUAUAGUGACGCUUUCAGUGGGCGCUGUGGAUUAUAUUCUUAAUGUCAAGUCAACCAUUACCCAUAGCUGUCUAAGGCACAGGCCUCAGACUUGUGUGCUUAUAAAUACAUUAAAUAAAACAAUAAAGUGUCUUAAAUGUCAUACAGUUAUUUAAGCAGUGAAUUUUAACAAACUUUACAAUUGUUAAAGAUAUUUGCCCUUCCACAGCUCGCAGCUGUGUUUGAUCUUUCAGAGUGUUUUCUAAUUCAAUAUAGACUCAUUGUUUAGUAGUAGUUAUAGAUUUAGUGCAUUUAAAUUUUGUACAGAGUACUGUCUUUAAUAAUAAUGGUAAGUGGUUAAAAAAUUACAGUAAUCAAUGAUAACAAUAAUUCAUUUGGAUGUGAGAGUAUGUAAAAAGUCUUGUUUCACAUUUGCCUCUGGUUUUCAUGCAGUAAGUAUAAAUUAUAAAGGUAUUUUCCUUCAUGUGUGGACAUUCUGAACUUUUGCUUUCCCAACGAAUGAAGGCAUUGAACUUUAAAUAUUUUUAAGGAGGAAAAGUUAGUAGUUUAAGAAAGAGAAAUUUAGUACCUAUUACAUCGCAACACGAGUAUUACAUUGUUUAUACAAUGUUGAAAAUAUAUGUCUAUUCGUUAUACUCUCUUAAAUAAUAAAUACUCCUGUUUCUCGUUCAAUGUCUGAAUCCAAACGUAAGUUUUCAAUUUAAAAUGUGAAAAUGUAAAUAAGUUCUGAAGCCUUUACAUUUUUAUCAAACUUUUUGGAGGGUAGCUUGACAAUAGUUUACGUGGUACCAGGAGAGAUGCUAUAGUAAAUCUAUAUUUCCCUCUGAGGAUGAAACAGACAAUAUUUACUAAUAGAAUAAGGUCUUUUUAGUAAAUUUGAUUCAAGAAGUCAGAAAUUUUUAAAAGGUGUUACAACAAUACAAAGCUAUUACAUUGUGGUUUUGAGAGUUUCAGCCCUAUGUUUUGAAUACCUACAUUAGCUUUGCUGUCCAGAAUGAAUACAGUUAAUCCGUUAUAGCUGUAAGUCAUAGUUAUAAAAAUUAAAUGUUUAAGGAUAAAACCAUUAAUAACUUAAUUGCAUUUGAGAUGAGUUUUAAAAAUGAUUGAGCUAAAGUUUAGGAUCUGAAAAUUAAACAAUAAAAACAGUUAAAUUUGAAUUUACAACUAACUGUACAUUUUUCUUAGAGUAUUGUAAAAUACUUUUUUAUAUAUUUCACCACAUGUGUGUUACUGGUGUUUUAAAUUUAAAACCAAUUUUUAAUUUGUAUUACAUAAAUGUUGAAUCACUGAUGGAAAUGUUAAUUUUGUUAAUUAUCACAGUUUUUAGGUAGUCAAAGGUCUAUGUCAGUAAAAACUGAUAAAAACGAGUCUUAACUGGUUUUGAUUGACCCCAUUAGGAAAAAUCAGUUUUGACUAGUUUAAACUAGUUAUAACCAGAUAGCGUGAUCCAAACUAGUGGGAAGGGGACAUUCACUUGAAAGUCAACAUUUAUGGACCUUGUAAUAUUAUUGUAACUAUUUUAUUUAUCUUUGGGGAUUAUUGCUGUUGUUUAUUUAAUAGCAAUGAAGAAAGUUACAUAACCGUUAGAAAUUAGUUUACUCCUAAUGUUAUAUGUGUAAGGAUUUCAAUGAAAAUCAUUCCAGUACCCAAAAAUAUUACUUUUAUAUAGUUCUCAUGAAAAACAUUUACCAACACUUUUACACAUUUACAGAAUAAAUCAUAUUAUGCAAACAAUUUAUAUCUAAAAAUGAAAUCAAGAGUUAAAAAAAAAUGUAUCCAGCAAUCUUAAACUAUUAUAUACGUACCAAAAAAACUGUUGUUGAAUAAACAAUUAAUGCUCAAUUUUUAUGAUACUGAAAUUGUUAUUUAAAUGGUGGUCUUUUUAACUGUUUAUGCGUCCCAAAAUUAUUGUUAUCUCACCUAAAGCUCUGUGUAGUAAUAGAUUACCAACGUUAUAAACACUGUUGAUAUUUAUCCUCAAAAAUGUAAGAUACGAGACAGUCCACUAGAGAACAUGUGCUUUAGUAAUUGGCACUUAAAAUUCUUGAGUAAAAUUGGUAAAACAUGUAGCAUAUUAAAUAUUGGUCCACUGUGCCUUAGGGUAAGUUCUGCAGGCUGAUUUGCCGGUUUGGGAAAACAUACUUGAAAUCUAAAGAAAUUGCUAUUAAAAUAUGUUCCCAUACUGAGAGAACCAAAACACUGCCACGGCUUUGUCGUAGAGUUGAUUUCUUGCAGAGCAUUUUCUCAUCUUUGUGUUAAAAUCUCACUGAAACAUUAGCUUGGCAGUCAACCUCUCUUUAAGCAUUACUUUACUACAACCUAACAACAGUAAAAACAAAAAUCAGUUUCAAAGACAGAAGAAAGAUUUUAUGCAAAGAAUCCAAAGCCUUGCUAUUCAACUCCACUUAAUGUACUAUGCUGAUUUCUGUAGUCAUAGACAGUCACGCUAGUUUAGGUUAGAAGAAUACCUUUCCUUCAAAACAAAUUCCAGUUUUAUUCCAUACUUAUUGUAAAAACUGUACCAUAACAGUUACGGGCAAAUGUUAUCCAGUAAAUUAAACACAGUUAUAUGAAAUCUGUAAUAAAUAAGGUUUUUAAAAGUAUUAUCGUAUGAUAGAUUAACAAGUUGAGUCUCAUAUUUACUUCUGUACAUUUUGAGUGGUUGUGUGAACAGAAAUGUAAAACUGUUAUAUUAGUGUACAUUUAAUUAAAAACUGAUUUACGAGAGUUUGUGUUUUUUAUAAUAUAUUUCAAAAUAACAUUUGAAUUUUCUCUUCUGAUAGUUUAGUUUUUGUGUCAUUCUCACUCUGUUGUCAGUCAUGAAUCAAAACAUUUUGUAGUAUCUUGAUGUGAUUUUUUUCAAAGUUUUUUCACAAGUAUGAUUGUAACUAGUACUCUUGUAAGAUAUUAGAUAGCGUUGUGUGCAAUAAUAACUUGUUAUUAAGUAUUUUCACUAGGACAAGUUUUUCAUGUGUUUUUAAGUUUUUUAUUACGAAAACAGCUUCGAAACCAAAGACUAGAUUGUAUUGUUGCUUCCAUUACUUUUGUAAUGGAAAUGUUACACUCAACAUUAGAUAAGGCAAUAGAAUAAUUAAUGCUAAUGUUUGCUUACUUUAAUAUUUUGAAAUGAUUUAUAAUGAUCAAACUAGCAGAAAAAAGCUUGUUAACCAUUGUUACUAUAUGAAAAAUCUAAAAUAAAGAACUAUUCAUAUUAUUAUAAAAGAAUACAAUUUAUUUUAUAGCCAUAACUUACGGUCUGACUUAUGACCCAUUAUGUUUCCUACAUAUAGAAAUUUCAUAACAAUAUGUCCAUAAAUAUCCGAUUCUGUACAUAUUUUUGUAAUCUUUAUUGUGUUUUACCAGUUUUUUUUAAUUAUUACAUUUAUUCACUCUAUCCUUUCCUCAACAUGUUCAACGAGAAGCAUAAAUCAUUUCAAAAUACUAAGUACGUCUUUUUAAUGUGUGUUCUGUGUGUAGCCUACUGUAAUAUAUUAUGAUAAAUCAAUUAAUUAUUUAAAUGUGCUUAGAACAGAUGCUUUAAUUUUCUUUCCUACAAUUAUUUUACUGAUUAAAAUGCUUGAAUGGAGGAGUGCUAUGUCUAAACAUUUAAUUUUUACAUUUAAAAGUGUAAAGCAAUAAUAUGAAUGUAACAAUAGAAAUAUCAACUACAUAUACCAACUACAGUAAGUACAGAUGUGCUGGGGGUAGCGACUAGUCUAUAUAUUAAAACUAUCUAUUUAUCAAACAAAUCUGUUUAAACCAGAGAAAAACUGUGUGAAUUUAACCACAAUUUAAAAUUUUGAUUUAUAUAGUAACUGCUGAAAAGUCAAGUUUUGUCCUGAGAUUAUAUAGACUUUCUCUAAAACUAGUAUUUUGAUUAAGGGAUGAGCUGUAUUUGACACAAAUUCAUUACCUACAGAUUCUCAUCACUCAAAUUCAUAAUUUAUUUUCAUUAGUAAGAAUUGUAGUGCAAUGGGUGCAUGCAUCUUGUUGAUAUACAUUUUUGUUAAUAAUAAUUGUAACAGUGUAUUGAUACAAUAAUUAUUCUAAUGCACAGUAAAAUAAACUUAAAGCAUUUUUCAAAUUGCAAAAAAAAAACAAAAUUUCCAACAAUACCAUGUGAAUAAAAAUGAAGAAGAUUAAAUCAUCUGUUUAAUUUACAUGUGAUUGCAAGAUAUUUUACUUAAAAAUACUUACAACAAAAGGGACAUGUAAUAUUUUUGAAACGGCCCUAUUCAUCAAGAGUUCGACAGUAAUUUCGAACGAUAAGAAAGUGACGAGAAUAAAGUAAUUACACUGUUAUCAAAGUCUUCAAUAAAGUAUUAUCGAAAAUGCA
Molecule: messenger RNA, 6999 nt
Organism: Homalodisca vitripennis (glassy-winged sharpshooter)
Lineage: Eukaryota; Metazoa; Arthropoda; Insecta; Hemiptera; Cicadellidae
Gene: Syn
Product: synapsin
Exons: 10
Biological process (GO): neurotransmitter secretion
Cellular component (GO): synaptic vesicle membrane; synaptic vesicle
Molecular function (GO): metal ion binding; ATP binding
Source: RefSeq, a predicted model, not a curated record